Molecule: messenger RNA, 3715 nt
Organism: Prorocentrum cordatum
Lineage: Eukaryota; Dinophyceae; Prorocentrales; Prorocentraceae
Source: the annotation of a GenBank genome assembly
UGAUGAAGUGCAGGAGCUGGGUCAACCUAGACCCGAUUCAGGCUCUGAGGAUGAUGGCAGCGAUGACGGACUCUUUGGCUGACUGUGGGGCCGAAGCUUCGGCGUUCAAAUCCUGCCUUGUGCAGGUUCAUAUGUCGCCAGGCAGGUGCAGGCCGGCCAGGUCCCUUGGGAUUGCAGCGUGGCUGGCCCUUGGGCACCUUAAGUGCUGGCCUGCAUCCGGCCAGUUUUGCUGCAUGCAGCUCGAGCAUGAUAGAGCUGAUUCACGUGAGGGUUGGCACGGCCCUCUUCAUCAGUGGCCACCUGGGCACGCUGGGCCACCUGUGGUUCGGCCUCGCCCUGCGGUCGCUGGACCUGCUGUGCGUGGUGUUCCGCGUCAUGGCAGGCACCGUGCACGUGAGCACGGGCCUGCCGCAGGCUCGGCGCUGCAGCCCAACUUCGAGACCUUCCGGCAGGCGAACAUCUCGGUGUCCGUGCUGGUCGGCGCGGUGCCGCAGUGCCGCCGCUGCCUCGGGCGCCGCGAGCCGCGGCCGGGCGAGCCCGGGGGCGAGCACGAGCUGGUCGUCUCGGGGAUAGUGAACCGCGCCGAGUUCCAGCUCUCGGCGGACCUCACGUCGCUGCCCUGCGCGCUCCAGGCGCGGCACUCGUACUCCGACGGAGAGCAGCGGACCCUGGGUGUGCUCUUCAACGCGAUCAAGGAGGCGCGCCGCUGCGUCGACUGCAUCCUGCUGGUACUCAUUCACUACUACUGCGGGGCGCUGCAGAUUGCCGUGGUCGUCGCUCUGCAGGCCGCGCUCUGUCUGCCGGAGGCGCUGCAAGGGGUCCAGGUGAUGCUGUUCUUGUUCGUCCUGCUGCCCGUGGUCUCCGCGUCGCUCCUCUUCAACGAGGCCUCCCCGCAGCUGAUGAAGGAGCUGCCUCUCAAGAAGGCGGACGAGAAGACCCUCGCCCAGCCCGGCCGGCUGAUGUCGCUGUACGCGUGCCGCUCCGUGCCAACCGCACUGGUGCUGGUGGCCGCGUUCCUGCACGACCUGCACCGGGUGACGCGGUGGCAGGUCGACCAGGCGAGGGAUCUGCCCUCGUGGAGCGCCUCGCUGCAGGGCGCCUGCGACGGCUUCGACUGGACCUGGUGGGUCACCGGCCGCUGGCCCCGCUGCGCCGGCGCCCUGGAGGGCGGCGCGGCGGCGGCGGACAGCUCGGGGCCCUGGCAGUCCCUCGGGCCCCACAGCGGCGGCAGGCUGCUGGACUCCUCCUGCGCCCUCGCGCACGCGCAGCAGUGGGCCGCCCUCCUGUUUGUGGUCUACGAGGUGGCCCUGGCCUUCACCUUCCUGGACCGCUACGACUCGCUCCUGAAGCGGGGGCCCGCCUCCAACAAGGUGCUCUGCGCGGUGGCCGCGAUGACGCUCCUGGCGAACUGGGCGGCGGGCUCGGCGAUCGUGUCGCGGUCCUGCGGCAGGGACUGGCACACCGUGCUCAUGCCCUCCUGGGACUUCUGGCUGGCGUACGUGCUCGCGUGGCCGAUCCUCGCCAUCGCCGUGUCCGAGGGCACGAAGCGGCGGGACAGGAGGCACCACAGCCACCUCCAGAGGACCCUCCGCGUGCUCUUCAACACCCGACUGGGCAUGUGGCCGCGCGCCGAGGCGGGGCUGCCCCGAGGGCCUCCGGAGGCCUUCGAGGGGGCCGCCGAGGCCCGCACGUGCGGCUCCGAGCAGCGGAUGUUCCACGCCGCCCACAGCGCGACCUACCAGCACGGCCCCAUGUCGGUGGUGCUCGAGUACGGCAGCGGCGAGGUCCUGGGCAAGGAGGCCUACGAGACCGUCUCCGUGGGGCCCCUCGGGAGCACGGAGGCCCCGUUCUGGGAGGUCGUCGACGCCAACAUGCCGUUGCUCCAGCAGUCGGGCUUCGGGGCCAUCGUCGGCCUCGGCCCGAUCCCCGCGGACGCCACCGUCCUGCGCCCACACGGCGCGGAGAACAACAAGUCGUUCGCGCUGCUGAUGCGGAAGCUCGGGGCUGACAGGUACUCGGUCUGCCUCGGGCGCACCCCGCUGUCGCCGGGCGUGCUGGUCUGGAACGACGGGCUCGUGGAGAGCAUGCCGAGGGCCUUCACCAAGGUGACUACCGUGGAGGGCGGCUUCUGGCUGACGUCUCUGACAGACGUCCGCUUCGGAUCCACGCCGGUGGCCUGCUUCGAGCCGGGCUCGUGCGGUGCCAUACUGGACAGCGGCACAUCGCUGAUCUCGACGCCAGAGGACGCCUUCGUCAGCAUCGGCGAGCUGGUGGAGCAGCUGAGCGUCGACUGCGACAACAUCGCGGAGCUCCCCGAGCUGCACUUCAAGCUCGACGGCAUUCCCCACUCGCUGCCCCCGGACAGCUACAUCGGACGCGUGCGCGGCAACUCCACGGACGGCGUCAAGAGCCACUUCAGGACCUCUGGAUCGGCCGCUCCGUCCUGCCAGACGACCUUGAUGAAGAUCAACAUGGACUCGGCCGCGGGCGCGGUCUGGGUUCUCGGGAUGCCUUUCUUCCGCCGGUACUAUUCGGCGUUCGUGCAGGCCACGACGGAAUCGCGUGCCAGCGUCUACACGGCGCUCGCGGGCCCCGACUGCCAGCCAGUUCAGGGCAUCAGCCAGGCGCUGAAGCGAGGGGAGGUGUACUUCAACUCUGGGGCCUCUCCGGAGCGCUCGCCGCCCGAGCUCGGCCUCGGUGCCACGGCGAGGAGCGCGGUCGGGCCGAAGGAUCAGAUCGAGGAAUACGUCUACUUCCUGCUGGAGGCGGCCCUGGGUGGCGAGCUGUUCACCACGUACGAGCGCCUGCGCCUCUACGGGAGCGUGACCGACAUGGGCCUGGCCAAGGUCGCGACGGGCAAGACGUACACGUUGGUGGGCACCCCGGACUACAUGGCCCCGGAGGUCAUCGGCCAGACGGGGCACACCAAGAUGGUGGACUGGUGGAUGCUCGGCGUGCUCCUCUACGAGCUGCUCUCCGGCCACGCGCCCUUCGAGGCGGACAGCACCCCGCAGGUCUACGAGCUCGUGAAGCGCGGCAUCGACCAGGCUCACUUCCCCGCCGCCUGCCGCGGCACGGCCCAGGAGCUUGUCCGGGCGCUCUGCCGCCCCCAGCCGGAGGGGCGCUUGCGGGCCCCGAAGCUGUGCGAGCACGCCUGGUUUUCGGGCGGCCGCGACGGCUUCGACUGGACCGCCCUCCGCAACCAGGCUCUGCCCGCGCCUCACGUCCCGCAGGUGCGCGGUGCGCGCGACCUGGCCAACUUCCGCACCUGCGAGGGCGAGGACCCGCCCUCCACGGCCUACCGGGACCAAGGCAGCGGCUGGGACGCCGACUUCGAGGACGACACGAUCGCGUCGCGGUCGCCCGCGACGCGCGCGCUGCUCGGGCUGGACCAGGCGGCGCACGCGCCGGGGCAGAGCAUGAUGGGCCGGCAGCAGGAGCGGGGCGGGCAGUUCCUGGUGCUCUCGCCGCGGCAGGCCGAGCUGCGGCAGGCCCCGAGGCAGCCGGCGGCGCUCGCGGGCCCGAGCGUGACGAAGCUGUCGAACAGCCCCCCGAAGGGGGCGCGGCUCCAGCAGAUGGCGGCCAAUGGCUGCGCAGCCACCUCCGGGCGCGGCACGCCGCGCACCUCACCGCCGAGCAGCCCCACCCGGAUGCUGGGCGGCGCCUGAGCGGCUGCCCUCUUCCUCCUCCACCUCCUCCUCCUCCUCAUCCUCCU